This is a messenger RNA of Carica papaya (papaya), 1273 nucleotides long. The record is from RefSeq and is a predicted model, not a curated record. NCBI's taxonomy places the organism in Eukaryota, Viridiplantae, Streptophyta, Magnoliopsida, Brassicales, Caricaceae.
CCAUUUCUCCUUCUCUUCUCUGUUCCCUCUCUCCUUCUCUCUUUCGACUCUCACGACACCUCUUCUUUGAUCACUUCACGCCUCCGACUCAUUGUCCAUGGCUGAGGAGACUCAGAAGCCAGCCGCCGCUCCUGCUCCAGAACCUCCCCCCGCCGAGGAGGUUACCAGUGACAAGCCUGUUGCACAGAAAGAUCCUCCUCCGGCUCCUGAGCCAGAGCCUGAAGCGCCGGAGAAGCCUGCAACUCAACCAGAGGUUGCACCUGCUGAGCCGGAGAAGCCUGCGGAAGAAGAGAAAGAGAAGAUUUCUCAGUCCGUUUCGUUCAAGGAAGAGACUAACGUGGUGUCUGAACUCCCCGAGUCGCAAAAGAAGGCUCUCGAGGAGCUCAAGGUUCUCAUCCAGGAGGCUCUUAAUAAGCACGAGUUCACUCUGCCACCUCCGCCUCCGAAGGAGGAGGAAAAACCAGCUGAGACGCCAGCUGCAGAGGAGAAGAAGGAAGAAGAAGAGAAAAGUACUCCCCCGGCGACUACCGAAGAACCAGCCAAGGCUGAAGAGAAAACCGAGGUGAAGGAAGAAAAUCCCCCGCCGCCGCCCUCGGUGGUUGAGUCUAAGGAGGAAGAAAAGGUUCUGGCUGCGGCACCGGCUGAGCCGGCGGCCCCCGCAGAGGUCGUGGUAGUCACACAAGUGGUUGAGCAUAUGGCCACUGUUGACGAGGACGGAGCCAAGACAGUCGAGGCAAUCGAGGAGACUGUAGUUGCUGUCUCGGCGCCUCCGGCUCCAGCCGAACCGGAAGCUGCUUCGGCUGAGGAGCCUAAAGAGGCAGAAACCCCAGCGCCUCCUCCUCCACCACCGGAGGAGGUAUUCAUAUGGGGAAUCCCGAUUCUCGGAGAUGAGAGGAGCGAUGUGAUCCUUUUGAAAUUCUUGAGAGCCAGAGAUUUCAAGGUGAAGGAUGCAUUCACCAUGAUCAAGAACACCGUGCUCUGGAGGAAAGAGAAAGGGAUCGAUGCUCUGCUCGACGAAGACCUUGGACAUGAAUUAGACAAGGUGGUGUUCAUGCACGGAUUCGACAAGGAAGGCCACCCUGUCUGCUACAACGUCUACGGCGAGUUCCAAAACAAGGAACUCUACCAAAACACCUUCGCCGACGAAGAAAAGAGAGCUAAGUUCUUGAACUGGAGAAUUCAGUUCUUAGAAAAAAGCAUCAGAAAACUCGAUUUUAGUCCUAAUGGAAUCUGCACCAUCGUCCAAGUCAACGAUCUUAAGAAUUCUCCAGGA